Molecule: messenger RNA, 1011 nt
Organism: Trypanosoma theileri
Lineage: Eukaryota; Euglenozoa; Kinetoplastea; Trypanosomatida; Trypanosomatidae
Product: cytoplasmic tRNA 2-thiolation protein 1
Exons: 1
Coding region: 1-1011 (336 amino acids)
Biological process (GO): tRNA wobble position uridine thiolation
Cellular component (GO): mitochondrion; cytosolic tRNA wobble base thiouridylase complex
Molecular function (GO): tRNA binding
Source: RefSeq, a predicted model, not a curated record
AUGCCUCCCCGUCGUCUCUGCAGCCACUGCGGUAAUGAGAAGGCUAUUCUAAAACGUCCCCGCAAUGGUCAAUUCCUCUGCCGCGAGUGUUUCUUCCAUCUAUUUGAAGAAGAAGUACACGCGACGAUAGUUGCCGAGUCCCUCUUCACUCCCGGUGAUGUUGUGGUCUGCGGGGCGAGUGGCGGGAAGGACAGCACAGUCCUCAUGCAUCUCCUCGCCCGUCUCAACGAUCGCCACAACUACGGCGUGCGGCUGCAUCUUCUCAGCGUGGACGAGGGAAUCGCCGGUUAUCGCGAUGAGAGUCUCGCCACCGUCCACCGCAACGCCGAUCACUACGGACUCCCACUGGAACUCGUUAGUCACAAACAACUCUACGGAUGGGAUAUGGAUGAAGUUGUGCAGCGCGUAGGAUUACGUAAUAGCUGCACCUUCUGCGGUGUAUUUCGAAGAUAUGCACUUGAUCGUGGGGCUGCUAAACUGGGCGCUACGAAAAUUGCUACUGGACAUAACGCAGAUGAUAUGGCAGAGACGGUAUUGAUGAAUAUGUUGCGUGCGGACCUUCCACGCUUAGCACGAUGCACUAGUGCCGUUACUGCAGGAGAGGGACUUGUUCCUCGUGUGAAACCACUCAAAUACGCCUACGAGAAGGAGAUUGUUCUUUAUGCUCAUCUGCAGCAAUUGGACUACUUUACUACAGAGUGCACCUACAGUAAGGAUGCCUUUCGCGGCGAGGCACGGAUGCUUCUCAAGGAACUUGAAGUACUGCAACCACGUUGUAUUCUCGAUACUAUUCGUUCAGCGGAACGUCUACGUGUAAAGGAAAAAGAGUCCGUUCCGGAAAAUCCACAAAGAUCUUGUAUUCGAUGUGGUUAUGUUACAAGUCAGAAAAUCUGUCGUGCCUGUGUUCUAUUGCAAUCCCUUAACGAAGGUGAACCCAUGUCAGCUGUACGAGGAGAACAAUUACAAGGAAUACGGGGAGGAGAAGAAGUGAAGGAUAUGGAGGAUGUUUGA